GUAUGGGGCGGGGUGGUGGUGGUGGUGGUGGAGGAGGAGGGGUGGUGCGGCUGCCGCCGAUGAACGCGCUGGAGAUCCUGCGGGAGACGGUACGCGUGCUGCGGGCGGACCCGCACGCGUUCACGUCGGUGCUAUUCUUCCUGCUCUGCCCGGCGUCGGGGUGCCUCCUGCUGUCCGCGGCGGCGCUGGAGGGCGCGGCCGUGCUCCCGCUCGCGCGGAGGCUGCUGGCCGCCGCGGCGGCGUCGGGGCUCCCGCUCACGCAUUUCGUCAGGCAGCUGGCGCACCACCUCGCCGCCACCCUCGUCGCGUCCGUCGUGUCGUUCCCGGCGCUCUUCACCCUCCUCCUCGCUGCACGCGCCUCCGUCGCCUACGCGGUCGCGGCCGUCUACGCCGGGAAGCCCCUCGCGGGCUCCGAGCUCUCCCUCCUCGCGCGCCGCGCGUGGCCGCGCCUCGCCGCCACGUACGCGCUCGCGUGCGCGGCCGUCAUCGCCUGCCUCUCCUCCUUCCUCGCCCUCCUCGUCACCGCCUGCUCCACGCUCAAGUUCAUGCUCUACCCGCCCGACAUCGUCGUCUGCGCCGGCUUCGUUACGGUUCUUGCCUUCUCCGUGGCGUACGCGCACACCAUCAUAGUGUGCAACCUCGGUGGUGUCAUCUCCGUUCUUGAGGACAUUGCCGGAGUCAAUGCACUGCGCCGAUCAGUGCAGCUGAUGCGUGGGCAGACGCAUGUUGGCCUUCUCAUCUUUCUUGGAUCCACCAUUGGCCUGGCUUUCGUUGAGGGGCUGUUUGAGCACAGGGUGAAGACACUGAGCUAUGGUGAUGGCUCGUCAAGGCUCUGGGAGGGGCCAUUGCUUGUCCUCAUGUACUCAUUCGUGAUGCUCAUUGACUCGAUGAUGAGCGUGGUGUUCUACUUCACUUGCCGGUCAUCGAACUUGGAGAUCUUGGAUGAGGAGGGUGGCUCGGUCGAGGAACUUGAGAUGAUGAUGGGUAGCAACUCAGUUGUCAGGUGAUGAAGAAGAUAAAUUUUCUUUCUUACGGUCACAGGUAUAUCUGUUCAUACUGGGGAAUAAGCGGGGUGGACAGUGGACGCUUGCCUUCGGCAAGCGGCAAAGAAUGACUGGCGGUUGUUCAUCAAAGCUGUCCAUCCCAUGAAUAUACAUUGUGUUUGAAUGGUUGGUGUUGAUGGUGAAAGAAGAACUUUGCAAGCAUUUAGAGUCCCCACUCAUGCCAUGUAGAUUCGCGAGCGAAGAACAGAAGGAAAUGAAUGAUGGGUUGUGUUCUUAAGCAAUCUCAAGUUUUUGGCAGCGAUUGGGGAGCUGGCAAUGUAUGUAGCAUUCAUUUCAGAUGAUGUAACUAGUAUAUCAAUUCAAUUCUUGUGGAAUUUUGUACUCUUCAAAGGCCUUUUGGUUAUACUGAAUGAAACACUCUGUGGAAAUAGUGAU
This is a messenger RNA of Oryza brachyantha (malo sina), 1439 nucleotides long. RefSeq lists its product as uncharacterized. The transcript has a single exon. The record is from RefSeq and is a predicted model, not a curated record. NCBI's taxonomy places the organism in Eukaryota, Viridiplantae, Streptophyta, Magnoliopsida, Poales, Poaceae. The coding region runs from base 3 to 1007 and encodes 334 amino acids.